Messenger RNA from Aphidius gifuensis, 2901 nucleotides. RefSeq names its product tyrosine-protein kinase CSK-like. The coding region runs from base 375 to 1964 and encodes 529 amino acids. Gene Ontology annotation, biological process: protein phosphorylation. The record is from RefSeq and is a predicted model, not a curated record. Gene Ontology annotation, molecular function: protein tyrosine kinase activity; ATP binding. The transcript is spliced from 8 exons. Lineage: Eukaryota; Metazoa; Arthropoda; Insecta; Hymenoptera; Braconidae.
CAAGUAUUGAAAGUUUACUGUCGCUACUUUCAAAAUGGCUGCUUCAAUUGCCUUGAUAUCACACAGAAUUGAGUAAAUGUAUGUGACGUUCUCGGCUGGUUCUAUCAUCUUGACGUGUGUGUUUAAUAUCUCUCUCUCGUAUUAUAUUGUGUGCAAGUAACUUUUUUAAGUUAAAAAAUACAAUAACAAAUCAGUGAUUAUUGUGACAGUGAUAUAUAUUUUUUUUAAAUUGUUAUUGUUUUAUUUUUAAUCAUCAUUUUGGAAUACUUUUAUUUUUGACAUUAGCAAGAAGGAAUAAUGACCAAGGAUGAUUGCCUGUGAAUCAUGAAACUAGGUUGUCAAGUAUUUGGUGUAAAAAAUUGACAACUGCAGUUAUGCCAACUUAUCACAAUGCGGGUGGUGGCUACCGAAAUAUAUCAGCACCAGCCCGACAUACAAAAGUUGAUAAUAAUCAAAAUAAUCAUCACAAUACAACAAAUGUUGUAGCAGCCCAAACAAUUAUUGAAAACGCAAUACAAUCAUUAUCAUUAAUUGAAGAAUCAAUGAAUUCAAAAACUUCAUUAUCAACAAUUAAUUUAACAACUGGUACAAAUAAUAAUAACAACAAUAUUAUGUCACAUGCAAUAUCAUCACCAGUUAUGACAGCAACACCAACAACAACAACAACAACAACAACGACACAUAAUAAUAAUAUAGCAUCACAAAAUUUAACUGGUCAUAUGAGUCCAGUAACAUCACCAGUUAUUAUAACACCAAAUGCUGUAACAAAUUCAACAAAUUCGAAAUGUUUAAUUGAAUCAACAAAUGCCAAGCAUGAAGUUAGACUAAAUGCAAUGCCAUGGUUUCAUGGUAAAAUAUCAAGGUACACUGCUGAACAAUUACUACAACCAAGGGAAGAUGGUUUAUUUCUAGUCAGACAUUCAACAAAUUUUCCUGGUGAUUAUACAUUGGGUGUUUGUUUUGAGGGUGGUUUACAACAUUAUCGUAUUAAAUUGAUAAAUAAUAAAUUAACAAUUGAUGAUGAAGAACAUUUUGAAAAUCUUGCAUUACUUGUUGAACAUUAUAUGGAAGAUGCUGAUGGUUUAUGUACACGUUUAAAAAAACCAUUAUAUAAACAAGGAAAAUUAGAUUUUUGUGUUGAUCCAAAAGCAUUUGUUGAAGCUGGUUGGGUUAUACAAACACAUGAACUUAAAUUACUUGGUAGUUUGGGAAAAGGUGAAUUUGGUGAUGUUAUGGAAGGACGUUAUAGAGGUGAAAAAGUUGCUGUUAAAAUGUUAAAAGAUAAUAGUGAAGCUGCACAAAAAUUUUUAGCUGAAGCAAGUCUUAUGACAUCAUUGAUACAUGAAAAUUUGGUUAAAUUACUUGGUCUUGUAUUUAAUAAUCAACAUAUGUAUUUAGUUACUGAGUAUAUGAGUAAAGGAUCACUUAUUGAAUAUUUAAGAUCACGAGGAAGACAACAUGUUACUGGAAGAGAUCAAAUUUAUUAUGCAUAUGAUACUUGUGCUGGAAUGGCAUAUUUAGAAUCACGACAUGUUGUUCAUCGUGAUUUAGCAGCAAGAAAUGUUCUUGUUGCUGAGGAUAAUACAGCUAAAGUAUCAGAUUUUGGUCUUGCACGUGAUGAAAAUUUUUCUCUUGAUGGUGGUAAACUUCCAAUUAAAUGGACUGCACCAGAGGCUUUAAAACAAAAUAAAUUUUCAAACAAAUCUGACAUGUGGAGUUUUGGAAUUUUACUCUGGGAAAUUUAUACAUAUGGCAGAGUACCGUAUUCAAAAAUACCACUAGCUGAUAUUGUCAAGUGCGUGGAAAAAGGUCUAAGAUUAGAAUUGCCAGAGGGUUGCCCCCCUGAAAUUUACGACAUAAUGAAACAGGCAUGGGAUUUACAACCCGAGAAAAGACCAUCGUUUUGUGACGUUAAAGUUAAACUUGGUCUUCUCAAAGCUGAGUACACCAAAUAUGCAAAUUAAAAUAAUGAAUCAUUAGAUUCAUUUGUAAACACAUAAAUAUUGGCUGUUGUCAUUAACAAGAAAAUAAAAAAAAUUAAAACAUAAUAAUUUAACACGAAAAAAGAAAAAAAAAAAAAAGACAAAAUGGCUCUAACACUUUUUAAAUAGUCACCAUAAAUUUGAUGGUAAUUAAGAUAUAUAUAUAAAAAAAAAAAAAGUAUUAAGUAUUAUCAGCGUUGAUUGUAUCAAUUCUAAAUUGUGUUGCAAGAGAAAAUUUUUUUUUCUUUUUUUUUUUUUCUUUUAAAAUGAUCCAUAGAAAUAACCGCAUGUCGAUUGUGCCUUUGUUCAAAUAGUUUAGUUUUGAAAUAAACAAUUUCCACUGAAAUAUUACACGAAAAAAAAAUAAUAAUUAUAUUAAAAUAAUAGAUUUUAUAAUAUCCCAAAAAUAAAUAAUCAGUUAUACAAAUUUUUAUCGGUCUAUUUAAAAAAUUAUGCAAAUAAAAAUUUUUUUAAAUUUACAGUUUUUCAAAUUUUAUAUGAAUUUAUACAGGAGACUGGCUUGUAAUUUUUAUUAAACAAAAAAAAGAUAUCUUCAUUUAUAAAAAAGUAAAAUUUAUACAAAAAAGUUUUAUCAUGAGUCAUUUAAAUAAAUAAAACUUAUCUUUUUUUUUUUAUUUUAAUUUGUUGUUUUUUGUUUAGAAAAAUGAAAAAAGCGAGAAAUUAUAGUCUUCUUAACUUAAAUAUUAUAGUGCAUAAUGAUAUGAAUUAAAUAAUUAUAAAAAAAGGUCAAACGGAUGUUUACAGAUGCAAUUGCGACAGAUUUUUAAUGAUGAUAAUGAUUGAGGAGUAGAUUAGAUAUUAUGCUCAAAAAAAAAAAACAUUUUGUUUACUUGUUUGAAAUUAUUUCCACUCCAUUUGUCACUUAGUUCAAACAUCCCUAUAAAAUUAUUAAAAAACA